AUGGCUUCCUCUUCUUCGUCUUUCUCUCCGAUGGAGAUGAAUAAAGGAGGAUGCGUAAACUGGGUUGAGCUUCCACCGGAGCUGACGACAUCGAUUCUUCACCUGCUUGGUGCGGUUGAGAUAGUGAAAACCGCUCGAAAAGUUUGCAGAUCGUGGCGUCGCCUCUGUAAAGACCCUUCGACGUGGAGCAAAAUUGUCAUGCAUAGUGAAGAAGUUGGAGACAGGAACUACGAGAAACUGUGCAGCCACUUAGUUCGUCGUAGCCAAGGAGGUUUGGUUGAGAUCGAUAUCUCGCGCUUCGGUACUGAUCCCCUCCUCCGUUACAUCGCCGACAAGAGUUCUCGUCAUCUGAGAAUCCUUAGAAUCUCAUUCUGCUAUCAAGUAACAGACGGGGGACUUGUAGCAGCGGUUUCGAGACUUCCUUUACUCGAAGAACUCGAGGUUUCACACUGCUCAUUAUCAGAAGAAUGUCGUCUGAGAGUUGUAGGCCAGUCUUGUCCAAAUCUCAAGACUUUUAAGAAAAACGGCUCUGGUUUCAGGGGUCCUCGACACGAGUUUGAUGAUGUUUUUGCUCUUGCAAUCGCUGAAACAAUGCCCCGACUUUGCCACCUGGAGCUUGUCGGGGACAGAUUAUCAGACGUUGGUCUAAAAGCUAUUCUUAACGGUUGUCCUAACCUGGAACAUCUUGAUUUACAUAAGUGUUUCAACGUUGAACUUGUUGGAGAUUUGGAGACGAGGUGUAUCGAGAGGAUCAAAGUUGUGAGACGCCCUAAUGACUCGAUUCAUGAUCACCCAUCCGAUGCAAGACACGUGGCGAGUGCUGAGGGGGUUGUUAUUAUGGGCCGUUAGAGUUUGUUGGAGAGAUACCAACAAUGACUAAUGGUGGGAUUCUUCUGUAAUUCUCAGUUUGGAAUAUUCAUAUAUAUUGUGUGAAAGUUGUUCUUAAUCUACCAAUCUUCUGCUUAUAAAUAAACGUUUCUGUGUUUACAUUGAUUCGUUGUAUAAGACUAACCUUAUGGCUUCUCCGAUGCUGAUAUUAUGUCAGCAGAUGAGUUGUAUUAUGAAUUUAUG
Messenger RNA from Eruca vesicaria subsp. sativa (arugula), 1071 nucleotides. The record is from the annotation of a GenBank genome assembly. Lineage: Eukaryota; Viridiplantae; Streptophyta; Magnoliopsida; Brassicales; Brassicaceae.